AUGAAUGCUUUUGAGAAGAUGAGGGAGUUGGUCGAUGGCCGACGCCCAUCAAGUGUCAAGUCACGUGGGGGAAUAGCCCCACCUGGGACUAGCGUGAAUCUCCAGCACAACACGCUGGUCGAUUGUUCCCCGACCUGCGAUUCUGACCAGAGCUCCGAAACCGCGAUCGAUAGCGAUUCUGAUAUCAGCCCAUCCGCCACCAUCGAGGGCGCCACUUCUUCCUCCUCUUCCAAGGCGCCUUUCGCGCGUGGGCAUCGCCGUCGUUCCACCCACGUUACUCGACGUGACCUUGAGAAGUUUCAAUCGGAGGUUUUGGGUGUUGAGAAUCACGCCUCCUGGUACGACGAGGAUAACGGUUCUCCCCGAACCUUCAACCUCAACGAUCCUGCUCUCGAGGAACUAAACCGCGCUUUUGAUAACGCCGACAUCUCUAUGAACGCUGCUACGAUGUCUAACAACGUUCCCAACGCUAGCAUCUUUGCGGGCUCGACUGGCUACGCCGAUAGCAAUGCCGUGCCCAAUGUCCCUCCUCGCCAGACGUCAUCUCCCGCUCUUUCGCAUGCUUCCUCUACCACUCAGAUCAGUGGUGGUGGCAUCGGCGCCAUGGGUGGCAUUCCGAUGAACGCUGGUCACCAGAUGGACCUGCACCAUCUCUACGAGAUGGUCGUCGAAUUGAGCGAUGUUUUGAAGAACAACCGGGAUGUCACCAAAAACAUCGUCGCCAACGCCGAGGAGAUCAUGAAGAAUGGCAUCGCCGAUAACUCUCGCUCCAGUGACCAGACCGGUGAAAAUCUUGCUGCCCGCAUCGCCGAACUCGAGCGCGCCUUGGCAAAGGAGAAGUCCGUGUCUGCAAACCACAAGGCCCAUCGCCAGGAGAAUUGGGACAUGGUUAUCGAAUUCCAAAACGCCGUUGGAGUCAUGGUUGAGCAGAUCCGCAACUACUGCCAGAACAACAACAUGCACUACCUCGCUCAGAAGCGCCACUACAACAACCUUCUCCAGGCCGAGCGCGAUGCCCACCUGGAGAGCCGUCUCGAUCGCGAUCACUGGCACGCCCAAUUCCUCAAGUGUGCUGAAGUUAUCCGCACCGCCUACCGCAUGCGCUGCGAGGAAGAUGACACCCCUACCAAGAUCAUCUCCGGUCUGCAGAACGAAGUCCGCGCCUACCGCUUUGCACUGGGUAUGGAACCUGAGUCUAAGGAGGAGGAGUACGGUUGGGAGUAUCUCAAGAAUAUCCCCGGUCUGGAGUAG
Molecule: messenger RNA, 1251 nt
Organism: Penicillium antarcticum
Lineage: Eukaryota; Fungi; Ascomycota; Eurotiomycetes; Eurotiales; Aspergillaceae
Exons: 3
Coding region: 1-1251 (416 amino acids)
Source: RefSeq, a predicted model, not a curated record